AUGCAUCAGUGCUUCCUCGAUUCCUCCAGAGGGCGGAAGAAACAUAGAGGAGCUAGCAAGGAUCCAAAUAAGAGACGUGGGAAAAUCAACCACCAAAAGGCGCCUGGCCCUAAAUUCAUGGCUAUCUUACGCCCCCUACAGGCGAGACCUUUCGCUUCCUUGUAACCCCCUGCAGCUGCAGUGACAGCCGAGAGUCGUACACACAAAACAAUCAUGGCGGACAAUAUAACCAUGGAGUCUAUAACGGAGCACGAGCGGAUUUUACAGGAAAUUGAGAGUACCGACACGGCUUGCGUCGGCCCCACGCUUCGAUCAAUCUACAAUGACCAGCCAAAUGCACACAAGCGCUUCAUGGAGAAGUUGGAUGCCAGGAUAAGGAAUCAUGACCGUGAGAUUGAAAAGAUGUGCAACUUUCACCACCAAGGCUUUGUAGAUGCAAUUACAGAGCUUCUCAAAGUCCGCACGGAUGCAGAGAAGCUUAUGACCCAAGUGAUAGACACUAAUCGAAGACUACAAGAAGCUGGGAGGGAGGUAACAGCUCAGACAGAGGAGGUGAUUCGCUGUCGGAUCCAGCAGAGGAACAUGACCACCACUGUGGAGAAACUCCAGCUGUGUAUACCAGUUCUAGAAAUGUACAGCAAACUAAAGGAACAGCUGGAAUCCAGAAGAUACUACGCUGCACUGAAAACCAUGGAACAACUGGAGAAUGUCUACAUACCCCGGGUUAGCCAGUACAAAUUUUGUCAGAUUAUGGCUGAAAAUCUGCCCAUGCUGAGGGAUGAAAUAAAAGAGAUCUCCAUGUCUGACCUGAAGGACUUCCUGGAGAGCAUAAGAAAACAUUCAGACAAAGUUGGAGAGACUGCUAUGAGACAGGCACAACAACACAGGACCUUUAACAGUGCCGUAGUGAGGCAGGCCGGUGUGGGCCACUACACUAAGCCUUUGUACUCCCUCAACGGGCAAACACACACGCACAACACUCUCACGAUGGAUGAUGAUGCAGAAUAUGACGACUAUGCUGAUGAUGAGAUUCUUACAGCUCAAGACCUUGUAGACUUCUCACCUGUUUACAGGUGUUUACACAUUUAUACCGUGCUGGGAGACAGAGAAACAUUUGAAAAUUAUUACCGGAAACAGCGGAAAAAGCAGGCCAGGCUUGUGCUGCAACCACAGGCUAAUAUGCAUGAAACAGUGGAGGGCUACCGACGUUACUUCAAUCAGAUUGUUGGGUUCUUUGUUGUGGAGGACCAUAUCCUCCAUGCCACACAGGGGCUGGUGACUAGAGCGUUCACUGACGAACUGUGGAAUAUGGCCCUCUCCAAGAUCAUCGCUGUGCUACGCACACACUCUUCAUACUGUGAAGAUCCAGACCUGGUCUUGGAGCUGAAGAACCUUAUUGUUAUUUUUGCUGACACCCUACAGGGUUUUGGCUUCCCUGUGAAUCGGCUAUUCGACCUGCUGUUUGAGGUCAGAGACCAGUACAAUGAAACUCUGCUGAAGAAAUGGGCACUGGUAUUCAGGGAGAUCUUCGAAUUGGAUAACUACAGUCCCAUACCAGUGGAAACAGAAGACGAGUAUAAACUGGUAGUCGGCCGCUUCCCCUUCCACGAUGCUGAGAUUGAGAAGCAGGACUUUCCAAAGAAGCUGCCGAUGUCCCAGUCUGUCCCACAGAUAUAUAUGCAAGUGAAAGAGUUCAUUUAUGCCAGCCUCAAGUUCUCUGAGUCGCUACACCGCAGUUCAACAGAGAUAGAUGACAUGUUGCGAAAGUCAACCAACCUGCUGCUGACAAGAACACUCAGCUGUUGUCUCCAAAACCUCAUCAAGAAGCCACAUAUCGGGCUUACUGAGCUGGUUCAAAUCAUCAUCAACACCACCCACCUGGAGCAAGCCUGCAGGUAUCUGGAGGAGUUCAUAACAAACAUUACCAAUGUGUCCCCAGAAACGGUACACACUACAAGACUUUAUGGCCUGUCUACUUUCAAGGAUGCCCGUCAUGCUGCAGAAGGAGAAAUCUACACCAAACUGAACCAGAAAAUCGAUGAGUUCAUCCAGCUGGCAGAUUAUGAAUGGGGCAUGGCGGAGUCAGAUGGGCGGGCCUCCGGUUAUCUCAUGGACCUGAUCAAUUUCCUGCGAUCCACAUUUCAAGUCUUCACGCACCUCCCGAAUAACAACAAUGAACAUCCGUCGAUGUCGGGUAAAGUGGCCCAAACAGCUUGUAUGUCAGCCUGCAAGCAUCUGUCCACAUCACUGAUGCAGAUGCUGCUGGACACCGAGCUGAAACAGAUCAGCAUGGGGGCCAUUCAGCAGUUCAACUUAGAUGUCAUCCAAUGCGAAUUGUUCGCCAGCUCAGAGCCAGUCCCAGGUUUCCAAGGAGAUACACUCCAAUUGGCUUUUAUCGACUUGAGACAGCUCCUGGACCUGUUCAUGGUAUGGGACUGGUCAACUUACCUUGCAGACUACGGCCAGCCGACCUCCAAGUACCUCCGAGUGAACCCGGCCACAGCGCUGGCUUUACUUGAGAAGAUGAAGGACACCAGUAAGAAGAACAACAUCUUCUCUCAGUUCAGGAAGAACGACAGAGACAAACAGAAGCUGAUAGAGACUGUUGUCAAACAACUGAGGAGUCUGGUCAGUGGCAUGUCUUCCUAAGGUCGUGUGUGACUGGCUAGCACACUGAAACUGCCCAUUCAGGCCAACGUUUCCAACCAAUGACAUACCAAUACAAAUACGGCCCAGAGCUAUUUGGAUGGCUACCGAGUUUGUAUAACCACAAUGGAUUUGAAAUUAACCAUUCAAAAAAAGGGCGGCUUUAAUUUAAGAGGUCUCACCAAAUAUGAUGUUUACCAUUUAUGAAUGACUGAAGUUUAGUACCUCAAUUUUCAAGGGAUUGAUCGUAUUUGGAAAAUGUACAUAACCAUAUUUUUUAUAUUUGGACCAUAUCAUAUUAAGAUUAUUUGCAGAAUCCUAAAAACUCCGAACUGUCCAAAUAAUGCUGAAUCUAAGUGUGCAUGAUACCUGUACAUACGACGCACAAAGGCGCAGCAAUACAAGUUACAAGGUGUGCAGGGAACAGACUCCUAAUACAACAUACGCAACAUCAAAUUGUCUUAUACUGUACAUGACUGAAUACUCUGUGUAAAUACAAUACAGAGCACAAAAAAAUUAACUGUGUAAUGGAACCGUGAAAAAUCUGCAAAUAAUUUUGAAUGGCUGUGAUAAUAAGACAAAUGAGCUUUUUUUUGUAUAUGUGUGGAUGUGCAAUGAUUAAAGCUCCAGCUCCAAUGACGUUACUGUCUGCCUAAAGCCACUGAACAUGUUGGAUUUUACAGGCUUUUCAGUAACCGAACACAUCACCAGAUCGACAAGUAACUAUAUACAGAUGUCCUUUUUAGUUGUAUGUUUUGCUUUGUUUCUGGAACCAUUCAGGGAUACAAGAGGAAAGUCUUCAAUAAUAAUCAUUGCUGAUCUAAUCUCAUAUUUCUUAGAGUUGUUGUCUAGCUUUAAUAUAACUACGGCGAUGAUAACAUCCUUAUCUCUUCAGGGUUUGAUAUUUAAACAUUUGCCUUUUUACUUUUGCAACAUGUAAGUCUUUUUUUUAAAUCUUUGUUGAUUUAAAUGGCCAAGUUUGUAUCUAUUUAUAGUACAGUCAUGGCCAUAUGUUUUAAGAAUGACACAGAUAUUAAUUUACAUAAAGUCUACUGCCUCAUUUUUUAUGAUUGGCAAUUGGCAGACACUUCAGCAUAUUAUGAAGAGAAAUAAGAUAAAAGUUCCUCUUUGCUAUGAAAAUGAACUUCCUCCCAAAAAAACAUUUCCACUGCAUUUCAGCCCUGCCACAAAAGGAGCAGCUGACAUCAUGUUAGUCUUUCUCUGGUUAAUGUAGGUGAGAGUGUUGGCAUCCUGAUUGAGUGAGAAUAACUUUUGCAUGGUGCUUGAAAUCUUUAAUUUUCCUCUGUUAACCAUGGUUACCUGCAAGGAAACACAUGCAGUCAUCAUUGAUUAUCACGUAGGGGCUUCACAGGCGAGGGGAUAUUACUGCUAGUCGGAUGGCACCUAAACCAACCGUUCAUCACAUCAUUAAGAACUUCAGGGAGAGAGGUUCGACUGUUGUGAAGAAGGCUUCAGGGCGCUCAUGAAAUGCAAGCAUCUGGACUGACUCUGAACGUUGAUUUAGCUGUGGGAAUGGGGGCACCACCAGUGCAGUACUCAGGAAUGGUAGCCGGCAGGCAGGCAGGUCUCAGUGCAUCUGGUCACACAGACUUUUGGGAAAUGGCCUGGUGUCAAGAAGGGCACAUACAGUAACAUCUGACAACACUGAAGCAACAAAGUGAGUGAAAACUAAAAAAACUACUUGUCUCAUUCUCAAGAGGUUAGGCCACGACUGUACAUUUGGAGAUGCAAACUUUUUAAAAUGUGAUUUUUAAUCAAAUGAUUGUUAUUGUUUGUAUUGAACAUACAUUGUGAACAUGCUCAUUGUCUCGGGACCUAAUAUGUCAGUCCAGCGUGUCUUUGUGUACAAAACAUUUACCAUAAAAGUGAUGGUUUUAACACCACCAUCAGUUUCAAGCCCGUUAACACUCUUUCAUUGUUGUUCACUCAAGGUUGAGGAAGCCAACUAGCUAGUGUGCUCGCUCUCAGGAAACCACUCCUGUGCGGUGCUUUCACAUCAGAGCAUCCAAAUAUCUCCAAUACCACAAGAAGGUUGUUGCCAGAUGCUUUUUAUGAGCAGCUUUGGAAAGUAAAACCACAAGUUUUGCCUAAUAGGAUUACAUGGUUAACAUAUUGUAUGUUCAUCUAAUACAGAGGGAAUCAUACCGAUGGUCCACCACUCUAUUUGUCACUCACCAACUAUUUCAUGUUGAUGUAGCCUUUCAAAAUAACAGCUCUUAAGAUAUUUCAUAAUGAUGUAAGGCUAAAAAUAAAAUAAAAUCACAGAUACCAGGGAAACAUUCACAUUUUGCGGACAUUCAUGUCAUGCCAACACUUAGCUCCACUUGAAGUGACCGUAACAACUUUGUAAACCUGUUUUGAAAUGUGCAGAACAGGCUAAUUCAAGCCAACCAUGCAUUCAUAACACAUAUUUGGUUUAUCCUUCUUGCCAAAUCCCCCUUUUCUGUUAAUUCAGGUAGAAAAGAUACAUAAAAUGUACCAUAAUUGGAUCAUACGACUAUCUGCUUUCUGCUGGUUGACCUCCAAACACUGUUUGGACUUGUUGGAAAAAAUAUGUACUAAUCAAAUGCAGUUAUGUAAUAUUGUGAUGAGAUUCUGCAUCUUUCACAGUUAGAACCACACCCUGAGGCACUUGUAAUGUCAAAAUUAACAUUGCUUACUGGUAUUAUCAUGUCUGUGUUCAAAACGUUAAUGCCGACUGGUUGUCAUCAAAAGUCCACAAAGUAACUGCAGCUCCAAACUGUUAUUGGAGUUUUGCAUUAUUUUGGUGCUUUUCCUGUUUCCAGUUAUGUCGUCACUUGCUGCUACACUCAGCUUGAAAAUCGUCUGGGGUCGAGGUACUGUUUUGUUGAAAAUCAACGAUUUACAGCUGGCGCUAGCAAGCCAGACAACAAGUGAAUCAAAGCCAUCACCAGCACAACGGAAUUCCUUGCAAGAGAAGACAAGCUCGUGAACAGGAGGAAGGGCUCCAGGAAUCAAAGAGGAGUCCCAGGAAUCAGGGCGGCACGGGACAACAGAGACAGAAGUAAACAAAAGAAUAAGCGAUAAAAGAAGGUCUUAUGCAAGGAUGUCAGGAAGAGAAGUUGAGGUGAACUGGAUGUUGUCUCAGUGGAGCAACAGGAGCCCAAUACUCUGCAGUCACAAGAGGAGAAAGUGGAUGGAAACAGCAUUGAAAACAUUUCUGUCCCUUAGGGGGUAUGACAGAAAUUAUUCAAAUAAUUGAUAAGCACUGAUCCACAUGAGGGCGGCACGGCUAGGAGACCAGGGUUCAAUUCCACCCUCGGCCGUCUCUGUGUGGAGUUUGCAUGUUCUCCCCGUGCAUGCAUGGGUUUUCUCCGGGUACUCCGGUUUCCUCCCACAUUCCAAAAACAUGCUAGGUUAAUUGGCCACUCCAAAUUGUCCAUAGGUAUGAAUGUGAGUGUGAAUGGUUGUUUGUCUAUAUGUGCCCUGUGAUUGGCUGGCCACCAGUCCAGGGUGUACCCCGCCUCUCGCCCGAAGACAGCUGGGAUAGACUCCAGCAUGAGCCGCUACUUUGUUACAUACAGUGGUGCAGCUAAUUUGUAGGCAGCAUCUCAUUUUUGCAUGGUUUAAAUGGUUGCGUGUCUUUACAAAGAGUAUUAUUUGACUAAUAUUUACAUUUGUUUGAUGACAUGAAACAUUUAAAUGUGCAAACAAAUUAGACGUCGGGAAGGGGGCAAACACUACUGUAUCUGUUACAUUUACCAUUCCUGGUUAAUUUAUUCCUUAUCUGAAAAUGACUACUUGACACGGUUUUGUGCUUUCAGUGUAAGGAGAUGGUCAAAAGUGAAAGUGUUAAUGGUUCAAGUUCUGAUUUGCUACCGUUGUUGAAAGUAUUUGCCAAAGUAGUAUACCACAGCAGAAAUAUACAAAAUAAAUUAUUAUUAUUAGAUUAUUAUUUACAUAUGAGAAAGGUGAAUAGAUGAAUUGUAAUCACCUUCCUCCAUAAAGUAAUAGUUCUGAAGUGCACUUUGAAGUGUGUGUGUGCAUGUGUGUGUGUGUGUGACAGAGCGAGAGCCAGACAGAAGGACAGUGAACUUGUUUGAGAGUUCACAUAAAUGUCAGGGUCACCAGCAGUUCAGCAGCACAUGGAGCUGAGGGCGGUGAUACAAACUACAAACAUGCAUACACACGGCCAUUGAUUGGUUCUUGUACUGAUUGUGUGUGCAUGAAUGAGCGGCUGUUGGUUUGCUGGCGGCGGUAAACACGUUUAACAGCUGUGUGUGUGUGUGUGUGAGGCUUCAUUAGGCGUGGACCUGUCAAGGCCUUGGGUGUUUCUCCGGUUGAAUUAUUACCUGGCUAGUGCAGUUACUUCUAAUGUGUCACAGAGAUUGCUGGUUGAAGUCCUGCUUCUAUCUCGGUCUUUAUAUUAAGGUGUGAUUUCUACGAUUCUAGACACCAAACUCUUGAUACUAUACACAAGAUUGGAUCCACAAGGUCAAGCGAAAGAAGAUUUUAACAUAAAUUAUAAGAAGAAAAGUACAAUGACAAACAAACUUUUAGUUAACCGAGUCACAAAACAAUGCAGGUGUGUUUUGAAAUGUUCACAUCCCACAAAUUGACGUUGCCCUUUACCAACGGUUCUGUUCGAUAUUUUUAUGGGAAGUCUUUCUAGGCAAACUAAGUCAUUGAAGAUGUACAGUCUGCGUCUUAGAAUCCCCUCUCAGCUAUUUGCAGAUGAAGUGGUCCUGAUGGCCUCACUUUGGCUGUGAUCUUCAGCUUUUACUGGAACGGAAUGAGUCUCAGUACCUCCAAAUGGUUGGUCAUGGUUCUCAAUCAGAAAAGGUGGAUUGGGGGUGAGGUCUUUCCUCAGUUAACGAGCUAGGGAUGCAGUAAUGCAGUCGCUAUACUGGGUUGUGAAGAAAUUUGACUUGAAGAAUUGACACUGGUGGAGGCAUUCAUGUUACUGGUUGAUCGAUGUUCCUACCGGCUGUGAGUAGUCACCAAAAGUGCGAGGUGGUAUUGUAAUUUUCUACUAUUUAAGUAUUUGUUUUCCUGCAUUGUGCGAUAUCUUGAUGAGCAAGGUGCAAUCCACCACCCGCCUUUGCUUAUUGCAUGUUGUUAUCUUUGCUUAUGCAUUUUUUUCAUACUUGCUUUUAUGGCAUAAUGUGAUAUGAACAGGUAAAGCGAGAUUUUUCUUUAAAAAUCAUGUUGAAUCGUGACUUACGCGUGCAAUUAAAGUGUGUUUUUAUGGCCACAGCAACAGCGAAUGUUGAUUUUAUCCUCAGGUGUCCCAGUGAGUCUGCUACUAAGCGGUAUGUCGUAGUACGGAGCUGUAAACACAACCGAAUUUUAUGCUCUACACUUGAACUCCCUUUCACCCCCUCCCUCUCUCCUGCUUUAUCACACUGGAACUGCAGAAUCCCGUUUCACAUGUUCACGUUGUGAUGAGAAAAACUCCGCAGCUACAACAUCACCGCUGGAAACCCUCGAAACAAUCCGCAGUAAUAUCGGUAAAAUUGUUAUUUUAUGACAAACCAUUUUGAAAUCUGAGGCGCACAUCCCGAGGGGCCAAUCAGAGCACCACGGGGGGGGCACAAGAUGGGGUGUAUUUGGCAAGUAUAAGACAUUGAAACCUGUGGCUACAUCUACAGUCCACUGGAUGGCGACAAAGACUGUUUGAUGACGCAAAAGUCCCAAUGUUAGACUUUGAAAAUCCCCCAAGCUACAGUACAUUAUAGCUAAGGGAAAAUCACACGAGAGAAACCGCAUGUGGGACAUCGCAUCCUGGAGCCAGACCUGGGGCAGUGGCUCAUAAGUCAGCGUCCGGUGACUGGGCCUUCACUCGUGGGGUCCACCGGGCCCAAAACCUUGCAUGUUGGGUGGUGGUUGAGGGCGGUCGACCUGGUCUUUGGCGGCCAAAUCCGGUUCUUAGGACAUGGAACGUUACCAUGUUUUUGGACACACUGGUGAAGAAAAGGGCUGAGCUGUCAGCUGACCCCCACCUACUGAUGAGUUGGAUGAGAUGACGGGUGAGAAUGCCGGACAGACCUGGCAGACCCAAACAUAUCGUGAUGGUGUCCUGGGAACCUUUUGGCAGUGUCUACCACUCAUCGAGUCUUCAACUCAAAGGGCAUAUCAAGGGAUAUCAAGUCCAAAUGGGCCAUAAUCAGUACUGAGGUAUCAAGGUAGUUGGUCUGUGCCAGUCAUGGUCGCAAACCCUGAACCAGAUGGUGGAACACCAGAGGUUUGAGGGUCCGCCAAGUUGAAAAAGUCUCACAGACCUUGGAUGCCUUGUGGUACUCUUCAAGCAGCUGAGAGAUAUGGGCUGACCCAGUUAAGAGGAAAAAAUGCAUGGAUGGAAAGUUGCUGAAUGUUUUAAAACCAUAUUGGUUGCACAAUGUUAGACUUUGAAAACCCCUGAACUAGUAUUUUAAAGUUUGAUUGUAUCAAAUGGUAUAUGAUGUACUGAUCAGGUGUGAGUGCAUGUGCUCAAUUUCUCAUAAUCCUCCAAUCUGGUAUCUACUUCUAAUAAGCAUAUUUCCAUAUAUGUAAAAUAUGCGCUAUAUGACUCGUGCAUCAAUUGAUCUUUUGCAGCCCUUAGUGGAAAAUAUUUGGACCCCCUUGCCUCACACCCUUCGGGGGUCCAAAGUGCUGUCCACAGCAUAUUUUAAAGACAACAAAUCAUUUUGCAAGAACAAAAGCAAAAAUGGGAAAAUCUGCAGUAAUUUUACAAGAAUAAAGGCCAAAUAUUAAAGUGGUAAUUUUAGGAGAAUAACACAAUGUAACACAAUGUUGAAAUAUUAAUGAAAAAUAGGCAGUUUAUAAAAGGAUGCAUGGAUGGAUGGAUGGAUAUCUGAGCAUAUCUGCACGUGUUGCUUUCCAACAUGUCAACAUUGCGCUUGUAUGCUUUAAUUUUCACGAUACGGUCCACUGUGGCAAAAACGUUUGGACCCCUUGCUUAUAUCUUAAAUCUCCAAUGAGUGUGCCGCACCUUCACACUCUGUGACCCCUUCAAUGAAAACACACAGCAUGCCAGAACAGACAGAUCCGUGCAUGAAAUGAGUCAUUGUAAAAGCAGCCUGUCUCACUACUGACCGAUUACCCCCCCCCCCCCCCCCCCCCACACACACACACAGUACGUAUGGACACAUGCAGGUGUUAUCAUAAAUAGAAGUGAUUCCAAAUACAGACUGAGAAUGUGAUGGUUUUCUGUGUGCUCCUGUUUACCUUCCAUGCGGUGUUAUAGCCCCUCCCACUCGCGUGCAUACAUGCAAGCGUGUGUCUGCCGCCACUGACCUACGGUUGAACCCGCACAAAAAGAGAUAUCAUUUUAUAGUUAAAGUUAAAGUCUUUCUGAAGAUUAGGAAGAAAUUAUACACAUAUAAUUAUACACAAUUAUGCACAUAUCUCUGUUAGAACAUAAGGUCGGGUUAAUAUGUACUGUGUAGUAUAUGUCAUUCACAACACUCACAGGUGCAUUUUAUUGAUGGCGCUUUCAAAGCACAGAGGUAACAUGACGAGAUCCUGAGUCCCAUUGCCCGUGCCGGUCAUCCACGACCAUCGCCUCCAUGUUGCAGCAUGGUAAUGCACGGCCCCAUGCUGCAAGGAUCUAUACGCAAUUCCUGGAAGCUGAAAAAAGACCCCAGCGCUUGCAUGACCAUCUUACUCGCCAUUGAACAUCUGUGCAGUCAUCACGCUGUCAUAUAUAUGUAUAUAUACACAUACAUACAUAUACACACACAUAUACAUAUAUAGGUAUAUAUAUAAAUAUAUAUUUGACGCCCAAAGAGGUGAUGAUGCGACUCCCCACCAAUGCAUUUCACUUCAGAGCAAGUUUGGGUAUUGAUCACGUGGACAG
Molecule: messenger RNA, 10486 nt
Organism: Doryrhamphus excisus (bluestripe pipefish)
Lineage: Eukaryota; Metazoa; Chordata; Actinopteri; Syngnathiformes; Syngnathidae
Gene: exoc6
Product: exocyst complex component 6
Biological process (GO): exocytosis; intracellular protein transport; Golgi to plasma membrane transport
Cellular component (GO): exocyst; membrane
Source: RefSeq, a predicted model, not a curated record